Molecule: messenger RNA, 1080 nt
Organism: Cavenderia fasciculata
Lineage: Eukaryota; Evosea; Eumycetozoa; Acytosteliales; Cavenderiaceae
Exons: 1
Coding region: 1-1080 (359 amino acids)
Molecular function (GO): protein binding
Source: RefSeq, a predicted model, not a curated record
AUGGAGGAAAAGAAAGAUAUAUUAUUUUUCUCUAUAUUUAGAUCAUUAGUACUUAAACAAUCAAUCUUUAGAUUUAUUGAUAAUCAUAAACGAAAAUAUGUAAAUUAUGUUAGAUGGGUACAAGGCAAGGAUAUCAUUGCAAAUGGUGGUGUUGCAAUGAUUCAAAACUAUACUUUUAAUUGGGACUUUCUUCAACACUAUGUACCCAAGAUGAUGGACGAGAUUGUACGUCAUGACGCCAACGCAGUCAUCACCAAGUACUGUCUACGUAAACACGUUACUGUAGAGACUGUCAAAAGUCUCUUGGCAGCACUACCAGACAAGCUUCAAUUCCGUCCUAUCAAUAGUCGCUUCAUGCACGACCUAUGUGUAGUAUCUGGUAAUUUAGAGAUGGUUCAAUUCUUUAGUUCACUUGAAUCAAUUAAAAUGUACUUUUGGUGUGAUGUACGUACGAUGGACGAUGCUAGUAGAUACGGAAAACUCAGUAUUGUCAAAUACCUACAUUUUAAUCGUAGUGAAGGGUGUUCCCCCGAGGCUAUGGUAGGGGCAUUGAUGAAUGGUCAUUUAGAAGUCGUUCGAUUUUUAUUGGAUCACAGACCGGAAUCUUACACAAACGCUGCAAUGACAAAAGCAUGUGGUUCAGGUCACUUUGAAAUUGUAAAGUUGUUUCAUGACCGUAACCUCACUUGCACGAAACUUGCAAUGGAUGCAGCCGCUACGAGCGGGCAUUUAAAUAUCGUUAAAUUCCUUCAUUUCAAUCGUAGUGAAGGUGCAACAACCAAUGCUAUGGAUUCGGCUGCGGCGUGUGGAAAUUUGGAUGUUGUCCGAUUCCUUCAUUUCAACCGCACUGAAGGUGCAACGGUCAAAGCACUCAGUAACGCAAUACUGGUCAAUCGAAACGAGAUGGUAUCCUUCCUACACCACAAUCGAAGUGAAGGACACAACAUUAAUAUUAAACAACUACCUCAAACCAUCCAACCACCAUCUUUUAAAUUAUUGCUUCAAAUCCUCGAUCAACCAAAGGUUCCAGAGACUCCUCCCUCCAACUCUCAACAACCCCAACAUAUUAAUAAUAAAUAA